Radiomyces spectabilis is the source of this 2301-nucleotide messenger RNA. RefSeq lists its product as uncharacterized. NCBI's taxonomy places the organism in Eukaryota, Fungi, Mucoromycota, Mucoromycetes, Mucorales, Radiomycetaceae. Gene Ontology annotation, molecular function: metal ion binding. The transcript has 3 exons. The record is from RefSeq and is a predicted model, not a curated record. Bases 1 to 2301 code for a protein of 766 amino acids.
AUGUCAACCUCCACAACAAGAAGAAAUCGCACACGUACCGUCUCUGCUUCAUUGGACCCUUUUAGUCAAUCUCGUCACAAUAGUACCUUGGCAACGGCGGUAACGACGGUAUCGACGAGUAAAAGUGAUCAACGAUUGUCUCAUUUAUCCGCGUCACGGCAACGUCGACAGUCCGUUACCAGAGCCACCGCCUCCAGCUUGGCUAAAAUGACCCAUGGUCUCGGCGAUAAUUCCCCUUCAGCACCAUCAGCACCGGCAACCGAGAAUGGUAAAAAGAAUCUCAGGGGUACCGACAUGAAAUUUCUGCGGCGUAACCGCACUCAAUCCAUUCGUCCUUCCAGUGAAUUGGAUGCGACAGCCGCGAAAAAGCAGGCUACAUUAGAGUCGCUUCAACGACACAUGAAAACCUCUAAACAGAGCACCCGGCUUCAACCAAGUCGGACCCAAAGCACCACUAGCAGUCUUCAUCCGUCUUCCUCCUCUUCCUCCUCCUCCACAUCCUUGGGCCCCUCUGCUUCCCCUUCCUGGUCGUCAUUGACUCGACUUCGAUCCUCGAUUUCCUCAUCGUCUUCCACCUCUUCUGUUAAAACGACAUCCAAUAAAAAGAAGCCCGUAAUUACCAUGACCCCCGCCACACCUACCUCCACCGCCGUUGCUCCUACUCCACCGCCACCGUCGCUCGAUAGAGGUCCCACCAAUCGACGAGAUACGUUCGAUCAUCGUAGCUCAGCAACCCCUGAAGGUCGCAAAAGGAAUUCAGGCGGUGAGGUAGUUGCUGGGAUUGCAACAACAAGGACACCCAGACGACAAUCACAUACACCUGCAACCGUCAGCAAAAUCCCCACUUCAGCAAGUCGUCAUUCCAUCGCCAGCCUUCCUCACACACGCCAUCACUGCCACGUCCCCAAUGCUUCCACAACCACAACCACUACUACGAACACAGCACUUCCGAUGCAAAGCAUACCAGGGUACAUGCGCCCGCCCAUGUGCGAAGCAUGCAAUAAACAUGCUCGACCCGUCGCUCCUCCUCCACCACCUGUUCUUCAAUCGACCGCUCACUACCUGGGGCGUCGACGGUCCCUACCGCUGCUCAGCCAGGAUCGUGAGAGGGGAAGACCCAAUUUGUCUGAAGAGGCGCCACGUCUUUCGUUGUUAAGGUUUCAGGCUUCCAAACUGGAAUCCUGCAAGAACCAAGCAACUCCUGAACCCAAUAACAACAGCCAUAGCAACACUUACUCGGGUGUCCCUGCGAUAUCUCAGGUGCCACCCCUGGAGAGUUCAUCCUCGGACGAUGAUAACGGAUCUCCUGUAUCUCCCAUGUCCACUGCAUGUUGGCGUCGUCGUGGCAGCGGCAGUGGCAGUGACGAUGACCAGGGCGGAUCCGAUCGUGGAUCGUUUAGUACCGGCGAAGCCGACCGUCCAUCGGACUUUGUGCAACUCAUUACCACCUGUGUGGCGCAAUCGACCAAGUUGGAACGGAUAUCAGUCGAAUUGCUAGGAUCGGAAAAACGAUUAACGGAGCUCCUCGAGACACAAGAACCAUUCGCGUGGGAAGCACGGGAAGCGCGAUACGAACAAGGCAUACGCGAGUGCAAUGCGUUGGUGACGAAGCAAGCGCAGUUGAUCGAUCGAAUGGAAGGCCUGCUGCUUGACAGCCACGGCAAAGUAGCCCCGUCAUUCAAGAUUAGUGACACUGAAGCUGUCACGGCUACAAGCUCGACAUCGGUUUAUGUUAAUAUGCAAUCGCAACAGAGCAGCUACUACCAUUUGCAACAGUGGCAAGCGUCCGCGACAGCAGAGGAUGAGAAACGUGAUCUUGCUUUAUCGUUACGUUGGGCUAUUGGUCAACUGGUCGGCGGUACGACCGGCACAGGCAUGGUGGUUGCGCAAAGAAAGGCUCGUCGUGGCAAACCAAGCACUCUGCUUAUUGUGGGCAGUUGCACAACCACGGAAGCUGGCGUUUUACCUCCGCAUCUGACUCGACAAGAUAGCCGACGAGAAUCGUUAUACCAUCAUCAAUAUAUCAUUGAGAUUACGGGAUCUGAUCGCAAAAGAAGAUUUCAAAAGUUAUCUGGUGAUCAAUGGGUCUCCGAUGACACCGCCAACCAUUGUGAAUUUUCGGUGAAUGCGAGGAAAUGCACCACUCAAUUUGAUUGGUUCAAUCGUCGGCACCAUUGUCGAAGUUCGAAUCGCUUAAUUCUCUUUGAUCCUCAAGACAAAGAUAAAGGCGAAUGGUUAAGAGUGUGCGAUGGUUGCUUCUAUAAACGAAUGGUGCCUUUUCUACGUCCUUGCGAAUCUUAG